Molecule: messenger RNA, 242 nt
Organism: Notodromas monacha
Lineage: Eukaryota; Metazoa; Arthropoda; Ostracoda; Podocopida; Cyprididae
Source: the annotation of a GenBank genome assembly
UUUUUGAAGACAAGUACCUUCCUGAUGCUGUGAUGAGAAUCACCAGUGAUGAGGGUUAUCAACCUGUAAAGAAACUCAAGCAGCAGGUGAAACCAGUGGAAGGGAGCAAUGUACACUUGGUGGUUGGUGUACAUGGACUAAAUGGAAGUUGCAAUGAUUUGAAUGUGGUCAGAGUGUUUAUGGAGUUGCUCCAACCUCAUGGAAGUGACCAUUUGGACUUCUUCAUACCAACAAGGACCCAG